Messenger RNA from Chinchilla lanigera (long-tailed chinchilla), 4976 nucleotides. RefSeq names its product WD repeat-containing protein KIAA1875 (gene Wdr97). Bases 32 to 4873 code for a protein of 1613 amino acids. The record is from RefSeq and is a predicted model, not a curated record. NCBI's taxonomy places the organism in Eukaryota, Metazoa, Chordata, Mammalia, Rodentia, Chinchillidae. The transcript is spliced from 24 exons. Gene Ontology annotation, molecular function: protein binding.
GUCCUGGGAGCUGUUGGACACAACUGUGAAUAUGGAGGCAGGAGCGUUGGGCGCAAGCAGCAACCUUUCAGCAGAGGGAGAUAACCUGAUUCCAGACUCGAACUUCUACGAUGCCGACAACUAUGACACCCCAGACCCGGGGGUGCUAUUGGAAAACAAUGAGUUUUACUUCCGGGAGCCGCCACAGGUCCAGCAGCUCUUUACCAGCAGCCAGCGAUGGCAGGACAUGACUUUACACACUCGCGCCCGCCAGCUGUGGCUGCUCCUGCGCGCAGGCCUCCACGACCUUGUGGAAAAGGUGAAGACCUCCGAAAUGCGUGCAGCUCGUCUGACACAUGGGCUGGAGCCACUGCGCCGCCUGGAGGUGGCAGCUGGGCUGUACUCGGUGGCACAAGACCCAGAGGGCGGGCGUUUUGUGGUGCUGGACGGCGCAGGACACCUGCACCUGCAUAGAAAGGACGGCUGGGCACAACAGAAGCUAAGGGCCCCUGUAGCACUUACGGGACUGGUGGCUGUGCCAGUACCUCUGGGAGCUGUGGGCCGCUUUGUAGGCUGGGGUCCUGCUGGGCUAGCCAUAUUGGGCCCAAACCUCGGCCUGCUGUGGCCGAGCCAGAUAGGGAUGGGCAUUGCACCAGGACAUGAGCCCAUUUGCUGCCUGCCAGUGCCCAAACUGGGUCUGUUGCUUGUAGCUGAGAUGAGUGGUGGCCUGGCACUCUGGAAGUUCCGUUCAGGUGGCCGCCGCCUGGUACAGUGUGGGUCAAUUGUUCAGCCACUGCCAGGCAUAGAAGGCACACUCAAGAGGCUGGCUCUGGGGCCAGCACCUGCCCAACGCAGCCUACAUUGCUUUGCAGCCUACGGCUCAGCGGUGCUCACUUUGGAUCUGCACAGCUGGGCUCUUAUCCAUGUGUGCCGGGAUCUGCACAAGACUACCAUCUCAGACCUGGUAUACUGCAAGGAGGUGGAGGCAGUGGUGACAGCUUCCCGAGACAGCACAGUGAAGGUGUGGGAGAUGGACUGGCAGAUCCGGAUGGUGUUUGUGGGCCACACAGGCCCUGUGACAGCUAUGACUGUGCUCCCAAAAACCACAUUGGUGGUGUCGGCCUCGCAGGAUGGGACGCUGCGCACAUGGGACCUGCAAGCUGAGUUGCAAGUGGGUGAAGCAGCCCUGUGCUACGAAAGGCAGGACGCGCUGUCCUGGCGUGUGAACCGCUUGUUAGCGCCUGCAGGCACUGGCUGGCCGGUGCUAUCUCUGUGUGCCAGGAGUGUAGAGCUGUGGCAAGUGCGUGAACUCUACUCGACGCUGGCUCAGCUGUCUGCGCGGGUGCUACACCUAGAGGUAGCGCCCCCGCUGCCCACACCUGUAAACCCCUUGCUGCCCACACGCCUCGUUUGUGCAUGCGCAGAUGGUUCAGUCCACCUGGUGUCCGCCGCAUCGGGACGCAUGGUGAAUACCCUGUGGCUUGACCCGGAGGACUGCGCGGCUGCGGUGGCCUACUGCCUGCCACGGGAGGCGCUGUGGCUCCUGACGCAAACCGGCCAUCUGGUGCGAGUGAAUGCAGCGUGCUGCCCCAUGAGUGUGUUGCAUCGCGUAUGCCCGUCUUUGCCCCCUGCAUCGAAGCCCUGCUGCCUGCACCUCUACAGCCACCUCACUGACCCCGGCACUGCCUUCUCUUGCUGGGAGGUCGUGUGCCAACACGGGGGCGACCCACGCCGCUGCGCUAUGGCCUGGUCCUGGAAGAACAAGAACCGGUACCUGCCUGUGAUGGGUCACACAGAUGGCACGCUGUCCGUGCUGGACUGGCUCUCUUCGAAGACCGUCUUCCAUAUAAAAGCACACAGUCCAGGCUCGGUCACCGCCAUUGGGUCCACCUAUAACAACAUCGUGUCAUCCGGUGGAGACAGGACCGUGAAGGUAUGGCGCAUCUUCCCCUAUGCUGAAGAGAGCCUGAGCCUGCUGCACACCUUUUCCUGCUGUCACCCAGUUGUGAGGCUCUGUGCACUGGGCAAUCGAAUCACUGUAGGCUUUGAGGAUCCAGCCAGCGCCACCUACGGCCUGGUACAGUUUGGCCUGCGUGAGGGCCAGCGCUGUGACCACCGGCCCCAGGAUGACCCGAUGGACCACAUCACUGGGCUAUGUUGCUGUCCAACACUUAAACUCUAUGCCUGUGCCAGCCUGGACUGCACUAUCCGCAUCUGGACUGCAGAGAACCGCCUACUGCGGCUCCUGCAGCUGGAUGGUGCCCCUCAGGCCCUGGCUUUCUGCAGCAACAGUGCAGACUUGGUGCUGGCACUGGGCUCUAGCCUCUGCCUAGUGUCCCACAGGCUCUACCUUCCCACAUUCUACCUGGUCCAGAAGCUGCAUCAGAAGGCCCUUGCUGUGGUGGAUGAUCCUCCUCUACCACUGAUCAACCAGGAGUCACUGACCCCCAUGCAACUGCAGAGGCUCACCAACUUGCAGGGCAUGGCCAGCCUCAGUGUGGAUUUUCCCUUCAUCCACCACCACAUGGCAACACCUCAGCAGCCAGUGGUGAAGGAGGACUUGGAGGCCCUACAGACCAGAGAUCGAGACCUUCAGCAGUUGAAGCUAGGGCUAGUAGUCCCAGUGGCUCAGCCUCCACCUUCCUGGAAACAGCAUCAGGAAGCUUUUGAAAAUUAUCUGUAUCUGAUCUAUGGCCCUGCCCUGCUGGGUAUUCAGUCUGGAAGGGAUUCACAGCAGUGGAACACCUUGGCCUUCACCACAAAGACAGACUCCCAGGACGAGAAUGCUUUAACCAGCACUGCCUCCUGCUUCAGCCAGGCUUCAGUCAGCACUGAAUCACAGACAGCACCCACAGCCCUGUCCCUCCAGGCCCUAAGGACCCCAGACAGGCGCUUUGCCCGCCCUCCCAGAGUCACCUUGCCUAUUCCACCCCUCCACCGGAGGGUGCACAGCAAGGCAUCCCAGCUUCUAGCCCGCUCUUCCCUGAGCUAUGACCUGGGCCUCAGUCUGGAUCUACUGCUGCAAUCAGAGCAAGUACAAGAAGAGAUGACCAUGGCCCUGGAACCGCUGCCCUCCCUCCUGCAGCACAGGAUCCCACUACUGCGGCAGAGACAGCCCAAGGAGCCUCUCUCAAACCUCAAGGGCUUCUUUCCUGCCACCACAUAUCCCUACAAGCACUGCCCACUGCCCAUCAGCUUCCCAGGCUUUGUGCCCAACUCCGUGGUGCUGCAGCAGAUGUGGCCGCCCAUGGAGGGCAGCUACCUUGAAUCCCUGGCCCAGCUUGCCUCCAAGAACAGAUUAAAGCCUGGUCCAACCAUGGACAUGUGGCUGUCACAACACAGGUGGUCUAUAGGCAAGUGGCGGAAGAGAUUCAUCCAGUGGCUUCACAGGGAUUCCAGUGAGGAAGAAGAGGAAGAGGAAGAGGAGGAGGAGGAGGACAGCGAGUCGCUAGAGGCCGACUGGACUUCCCUAAGCCCAGAUACACGGCACUCUCAGCUAAAUUCUGGGGGGCCAGAGGCUUCGAACUCUACAUACUUGACCACCUAUGAGGCCCCAGGGACUAGGACCUACCUUGACCCGAAGUACUACUCUGGGCAUCUGCCUAGAUUCCUGUAUUUUUUUGUUAUCCAGAACUGGUUCAAAAAGCUGUUCCCCAUCUUCAGCCUGGAGGCCUACCCGGAGAUGGGCACUAUGGAGGGUCUGGCCUCAGUGUUCGUGGACCUGCUAGCAGAAGCCACCUGGGCAGACCGUGUGCAUAUCCUGCAAGCACUGCUGAGGCUGGUGCCCAAUGUGAGCCAAGAGCUCCAGAAACGGCUGCAUGGCAGUCUCUUGCAGUUGCUUAACCUGGAUCAGCCUCCUAGCCUUGAAGAUCCUACACAGAAGCAGUUUGUGAUGUUGGCCCUGCAGCUGCUCCUGGCCUGCUCACUGGAUUCUCGUGAUGUGGUGGUGGAGCUCAUGUCCUACUUCCUCUACUCUCCAGCUGACUACCACCCAGAGCUCAAGAAGCUCCUGGGUGGCCUAGGCCUCCAGGAUCCACAGGGCUUCCUGUUCAAGGAGAUGACAACCUGGGUCCGGGGCUCACACUUUGACUCCAAGGCCAUGCUGCGUGCACACUGCUGCCAGAAACUGGAGGACAUGAUCCAGCAGCUGAAGAUGGAAACCCCACAGCCGACUACAGCCAAGAUGUCUGUGGUGCUGCCCAAGGUCUCUGAGACCUCAGUGCCUGUGUCUCCUACCAAGGAGACCCUUUCACAGGCUUCCAUGGCCUGGGGGACAUCCACAAGCAUUCCGGAACUGCAGCAGGAGGCAACUAGCCCAGACCUCCAGGCCAAGCCCAUGCCUGUGCAGAUACACACCAAGCGGACCAAACACUUUCUCUAUGAGACGCUACAGAGCUUCUCCUUGGUGCCCCAGGCCCGUGUGGAUCCCCUAGUGCCACCUGUGCAGCGUGAUGAGUUGCUGCCUCUCGAAAAGACUGACUGGUCGCACUCCAAGAUGCUGGACCUGUGCACCAUUGAUGCACUGAACUACUUCUGCGAGAAGCAGCGUAUCCAGCAGGAGAGCUUGCUACAGCACACAACGUCACCCCUGCUAGAGCCCAACACUGUGGUACUGCCACCACGGGAUCGUAGGCACCACCCCAUCCUCCGGCUGCAGGAAACAAUGGCCCAGAGCUCUGGGAUGAGACUGAAGGGCCGCGCACUGUCCAGACACUGUGUCCGUGCACUGGAUGGCACCAUCCGUUCCCUGAAGCUGCCACUGCCUCGGGUGGAACUACAGCCCUUCCCCCCAGGCUGGCCCAAGCCCACUCGUGCUCAGCCCCCGCGGCUCCUGCAGCCAGCCCUUCAGCGCUACUUUCUUCUAGAAGACACAGACCCCAACAGCUACAACUAGUGGCUUUGGCCUGGUGCCCCUCCCACCAACUUGGGGACUCGUACCCUGCCCCAAGCCUACCCUGUGGCCCAGAAUAAAGUCCAGAGGCUGGGGUAGCACUUCA